AUGGACCCCGCGGACACAAGGGGCCCCCCUGAGCAAGAAGAGAAGAUCCUGGAGCUCAAGGAUUUGGCCAGGAAAAUUAUUCAUGCCACAAACGAACACAACCGGCUAAUGCACCCACCGCCACAGGCACUGCCUCGCUCCCAGGACCCGCCUUCGUCCAUCCUACUCACCUCUCCCACCUUGUCCUCGUCUUUGUCACCAUUUCGCGCACAGCCCGCUGCCUACCCGGACCUCUCUUGGCUGCCGGCUGAUGUGGAAAUCGUCGAUUCACCUCUGCUGGUCGACAUCCUGGAUGCCGAGAAUCGUGCCUCCCACUCCAACAGAAAGCGGAGGAAGCAGCGCACCCGGCAUCGUCACGCUCCCCCCCCGGUCGCUCUCGCCCCUUGGUUGAACCAGCUGCGUAAGGUCACUCAGGUGGGACUCGAUGGUGUGCGGCGGAUAGACUGGCACGACUAUGAGGCAAUGAAGAGAGAUGCUGCACGCAUUGGUAAUGGUGAACAGGGGAAACCAUUUCCUCUGACAGAAAAUGACAGAGUCGACCAAGCCUACAGGGAAAACGGCUUCAACAUUUAUGUCAGCAACCGGAUCUCUCUCAACCGCUCCCUCCCAGACAUCCGCCAUGAAAAUUGUAGACAGAAGCUGUAUGCAGAAAAGCUUCCCAACACCAGUAUUAUCAUCCCUUUCCAUAAUGAGGGCUGGUCAUCUCUGCUAAGGACUGUUCACAGUGUGCUCAACCGAUCUCCUCCGCAACUCAUCACAGAGAUCAUAUUGGUCGAUGACUUCAGCGACAAAGGUACAGUGAGAGCUUCUCAAAACUGUCAAAGUUUAUAG
This is a messenger RNA of Archocentrus centrarchus (flier cichlid), 831 nucleotides long. Its product is annotated as polypeptide N-acetylgalactosaminyltransferase 10-like. The coding region runs from base 1 to 831 and encodes 276 amino acids. The transcript is spliced from 5 exons. Gene Ontology annotation, biological process: protein O-linked glycosylation. Gene Ontology annotation, molecular function: polypeptide N-acetylgalactosaminyltransferase activity. Gene Ontology annotation, cellular component: Golgi apparatus. Lineage: Eukaryota; Metazoa; Chordata; Actinopteri; Cichliformes; Cichlidae. The record is from RefSeq and is a predicted model, not a curated record.